Molecule: messenger RNA, 5645 nt
Organism: Dermochelys coriacea (leatherback sea turtle)
Lineage: Eukaryota; Metazoa; Chordata; Testudines; Dermochelyidae
Gene: SLC26A9
Product: solute carrier family 26 member 9
Exons: 21
Coding region: 132-2555 (807 amino acids)
Biological process (GO): transmembrane transport
Cellular component (GO): membrane
Molecular function (GO): bicarbonate transmembrane transporter activity; sulfate transmembrane transporter activity; oxalate transmembrane transporter activity
Source: RefSeq, a predicted model, not a curated record
ACAGUUCCUUUGCACACCUCUACCUGGGGAGCAACUCUCUGCCUGGGCUUUCUUGACACAUUUGCAGCUCACCUAGCAGAAUUAGCCCUUUCUUCCCUCCAGCCAAGGUGAAGGAUUUGAAGGACACCGAGAUGAACCAAGCCCGACCUCGUUAUGUCGUCGACCGGGCUGCAUAUUCUGUCAACUUCUUCGAUGAAGAGUUUGAGAAGAAAAAGAGAAGUUAUCCAUUUGGGGAAAAAGUCAAGAACCUUUUCAGAUGUUCAUCAUCCAGGUUCAAAGUCAUCAUCUACAGUCUGUUUCCAAUACUCAUUUGGCUCCCUAAGUAUAAAAUUAAAGACUACAUUGUGUCCGAUGUCCUCGGGGGAAUCAGUGCGGGGACCAUUCAAGUGCCACAAGGGAUGGCCUUUGCACUGCUUGCCAGUCUGCCUCCCAUCAAUGGACUCUACUCCUCCUUCUUCCCUUUGAUACCCUACUUCAUCCUAGGUGGUGUCCACCAGAUGGUCCCAGGCACCUUUGCUGUCAUCAGCAUUAUCGUUGGGAGCGUCUGCCAGGAUCUGGCUCCUGAGUCUGAUUUCGAAUACUUUAACCAGACCACCAAUGAGAUAAACAUCAACAACACAGCCAUGGAGGCAGCCAGAUUGGAGAUUUCCGCCACAUUAGCUUGUCUGACAGCCAUCAUACAAAUCUGUCUGGGAUUCGUGCAGUUUGGCUUCGUUGCCAUCUACCUCUCGGAAUCCUUCAUCCGGGGCUUCAUGACUGCAGCAGGGCUCCAGAUCCUCAUCUCAGUGCUCAAAUAUGUCUUUGGCUUGACGAUCCAGGCCUACACUGGGCCCUUGGCCAUCGUUUAUACAUUUAUUGAUAUUUGCAAAAAUCUCCCCAAGACCAACGUGGCCUCCUUGAUCUUUGCCCUGAUCAGCACUGUGCUCCUGAUUAUUGUGAAAGAGCUCAAUAUGAAAUACAUGAAGAAGAUCCGGGUGCCCAUCCCCAUGGAGAUCAUCGUAGUCAUAGUAGCUACUGCGGUGUCCGGCUGCUUGAACAUGCCUGAGAAAUACAACAUGCCAGUCGUUGGAAAGAUUAAGAUGGGCUUCCCAGUCCCCACACUCCCACUGGUGAGCAAGUGGAAAGAUAUGAUUGGCACAGCUUUCUCACUUGCCAUUGUGGGCUACGUGAUCAACCUGGCCAUGGGACGGACCCUGGGAACCAAACACGGCUAUGACAUAGACCCCAACCAGGAAAUGCUUGCCCUGGGCUGCAGUAACUUCUUUGGAUCCUUUUUCAAAAUCCAUGUGAUCUGUUGUGCUCUGUCUGUAACACUAGCUGUGGACGGGGCUGGAGGAAAAUCUCAGAUGGCAAGUUUCUUUGUAGCGCUGGUGGUUAUGAUAACCAUGCUGGCUUUGGGAAUCUACCUCAACCCCCUUCCAAAGGCUGUGCUGGGAGCCUUGAUAGCAGUCAACCUGAAAAACUCCCUCAAGCAGCUGGCUGACCCCUUCUACCUGUGGAAGAAAAGCAAGCUGGACUGUUUGGUCUGGGUGGUGAGUUUCCUGUCAGCUUUCUUCUUGGGCCUGCCAUUCGGACUGGCUGUCGGCGUGGGAUUUUCUGUGCUGGUGGUGGUUUUCCACACGCAGUUUCGUAACGGCUCUGCCCUAGGUCAGGUAACUUCCACGGAUAUUUACAAGAACCCCAAAACCUACAAUAAGAUCCAUGAACUUGAUGGGAUUAAAAUUGUGACCUACUGCUCCCCACUGUACUUUGCCAACUCAGAGAUAUUCAGGGAGAAGGUUAUAGCUAAGACUGGGGUAGAUCCUGGCAAAGUGUACUUAGCCAGAAAAAAAUACAUGAAACACCAGCAGAAGAAGGAGGCAUCACAAAAAACAACGAAGCUGCAAAAAUUGUUCUUCAGGAACAAGAAGACCUUGUCAGUGCAAGAGCUCCAGAAAGAUUUUGAAAGCACCUCUCCGACGGACACCAACAAUAACCAAACGACUGCCAAUGGCACCAGCAUCUCCUACAUCCCAUUCCACCCCCCCGCAAACAAAGCCGGGCAGGUCAAUACCUCAAGUGAGCUGGGCAGCAUCUCGAGCCACCGAGGCAGCACUUGCAGUGUCAUCCCAGUUGCAAACAUCGACCCGAUGAUCACAGCACCACCCUACGUCCGCUUCCACACCGUUAUCUUGGACAUGAGUGGAGUGUGCUUUGUGGAUCUGAUGGGCACAAAAGCUCUGGGGAAGCUGUGUUCCAGCUAUCAGAAGAUUGGGAUUAAAGUCUUCCUGGCAAAUGUGCAUGCCCAGGUAUACCAUGACAUUAGCACAGGUGGAGUCUUCGAAGAAGAGGGCCUGGACCCAAGUCACAUCUUCUUGACCAUCCACGAUGCUGUUCUGUUUGCGCUGGCAAAUGCCAAAGGAGUUUUCUGUCCUCCUGGUUUAGAAGAGAGACCAAGUCAGACAGAGCUCUCCAUGUAUGAUGAAUCUGUGGAUGAAAGCAGUGCAGAAUUCAAGAACUUGGAGGAGGAGAUGUUUGGAACCAUGUUCCAUUCGGAGGUCCAGACAGCGCUGUAAGUGCCUGGGGGAAUGUUAAAGUGCCGGCAAAGCCUCCAGAACUGACUAUUCUCACGUAUUCCUUUAUGAAGAAGUUUCCCCUGUCUGAAUGGUGCGCAGAGCAGCCUUUCUGUGCUUCCAGCCCGGGGUAGCAGUGAGGUUGUGAGGCGAGGGGCCGUCACACCUCUCCUCCUGGCUUCCUCUCUCCUCUUUCCCUCUGUGUGUGGAAUUCAGAGCAAUGGACUCUUGGAGCAGGUAGCAGAACACAAAAGAAGCAGGAACUCAGGAAAUAACGUUCAUCUACAUGUAGAAGAGCAAUUUAAUGGGAAGUGCCUUUAGGUAGAAGGAUUAUUAAUAUCAGUCAUCAUUGUCAACCCUAUCUCUGUCUCUCCUCCUCCAGAACCCACUCACAUACCCAGUCAUAAGGAUUGCAUAACACAGGCAUCACCUUUAUUUUCCUUCCUUUUUCCAAUGAGGUGAAAUAUAAGGAAAUUUACAAGCCUUUCCUGGCUUUGAUUCAUAACCACAAGUAACCCUCUCAAGAUGCAGUGACGCAGGUUUGCAUGGUGAUAAUAUUUUAAAAUGUGCACUGACUUUUUGAGAAUCUGCACACUGAAUUUAAGCCUGUGAAUUUCUUGGGGUUGCUGCCCAAAGUCACCUCUAUAUUCUCUAUUACCCUACAGGCCCUCCUGCGCUUUCCUGUCUAUUACCAGGUACCAUUUACUGAGCCAGUGCUGUAUUUUCUGUUACCCUAAAAUCCUUGGUACCACUGCAUGGGAGUAAUACUGCAUUCUAUAUUAUAUGCUCAGGCUAUUUUUAGAUAUUAGCCACCCUCAGCUCACAUGACCAAGAGCUCCUACCAGCUCUAGUGGGAGUUAUAUUCACACACUGGCCUUCCUAAUAGUUUGGGUAGUUAAAAUAAAGCUUAUUCAAAGCACCGGCAGAAUUAGGGCCUGAUUCAAAGCCUACUGAAAUCAAGGAGAAUCUUGCCUUUUACUUUAACAGGCUUUAGGUUAGGCCUUUAACCUGGGAAUAUCAUGAGAGCAGGUAUUCCUGUGGUAUUUUGAUACUUCCUCUUCCUAUUCUCAGUAUCUGGACAUUGCGAAAAAGUUCAGUUUAGAUUCAGCUCUAGAAAUAGGAAAGUGUUUCAGGGUGAGCAGGUUUUCUUAACCAGUGUGCCCAUCCCUAGCAAAUUCAGGGACAGGGAGAGAGAGACCCUUCAGCUCAGUGCAUACAUCCAAUGGUUCUUGAUGAUGCUAUAACUCAGGAGCAGUAUAAUUAAAGUCUGAGCAUAUUUUGGGUAUGCCAGGAGUCAACAGCUCUUGUGAUACGCAGCACUAACCUCUCCAAGCUUGGAGCUUCAAGCUGAAGAGAUUUUAGGUAAUCACCUAAGUGACAAGAGAAAGCUCAUCUGCUGGGAUUGCUAUGGUGUCUGGUCCCUCAUGCGCUAUGUGAAUUUGAAUAAAAAUCACCACAAACUGAUGCUACCAGGACUAUCUACCUCUCGGGCAAACAAGCCUGACUCGAUAACCCAUAGACAGAUGAGAUCUUUUAAAUUUUUUUUAAAAAAAUCCUAAUACUUUUAUAUAUAAAAGUGUGAGUGAUGCUAAUAACUAUUGCUAUUUUAGUUUUCUGUUAUAGUUCCUUCCUUUCAUCCCCAUAUUGAUUCUCUGAAGCCUAUGACUAGAGGAAAUACAUUUAAAGUAUAUGUAAACGCUGAAAAAUACAGUAUGUUGAGGAUUAAAGGGACACUUAUUCGUACAUUUAGGCCCCAAAUUCAGGUUUUGUGAAAAACAAUUUUGCAAAAAUUAAGAUGAGCAGAAUUUUUUCUAUGAUAUUUUUAAAGUUCUGAUGAAAGCAGUUUUUUGUCUGGAUUUUAAACCUUCCGCUGUAACACUCUUAAACCACCCUGAUAAAAGGGUCUUUGAGAUAACAUUAUCAGGGAAAGAAAAUGCAGCUGUACUGUGGCUCCCAGACAAAUGAUGCCCCACUUGCAAUGAAAAUAGAGCUGCAUGAUUCAUCCAGGCUAGACAAACAUUCCAUGUUAUAACAUCAGAGCUGCCUGGGUUUUGUGUGGCAUCUCAUUAAUUAAGUCACCAUUGCUCUACCUCAGUCUCUGAUUACAUGCUGCAGGAGAAAAUUAUUAAACAAAUAGAAGUACAGUUUUCUUUAGUUGGGAGAACACUAAAAAAAGGUUACUUCUCACUCUGACCUUAGUGAGACAAUCACAAUUUUGCUGGGACUGUCAUGUCCUACAAGCUAAGAUCAGAAUAAACAAACAGCUUGGUGUAAUGGAACAAGGGGCUUUUUCAUUAUAAUAAAAGCUCUGUGGUGACCUCACUUUAAAUUAGUGAUAUUCCUAAUUGCAAUUCAGGAAUCAGAGUGUGUCUGCUAAACGUUCAGUUCACAGUCCCAUAGGCCUGACAGCCAAAGUAUCAGUUCAAAUACAGGAAACCUCAGAGCGACAGAUCCCUGUGCAAAGUAUGUAUUGAUUCCUUUGCAGUUCCCAGCAGCAUGAUGGAUGGGAUGUCAAGAAUGAUGCCAUGAAAGUAGUGGCAAUAAUUACAUACUCUGCCACCUUGAAGUCUCAGGUAGAGGGAUACUUGGUUUCUGUAGCCCAGUGCCAAUUCUGGUGACAAAUGCAGCUCUCAGUAGCUGACAGAUGGUAUUUUUGAAGGCAUAACUCCUGUCACCAUUUUGCUACUGAGUAGCACAAAUGUUUUAGAUGCAGAACCCUGACAAUCUAUGGGUCCCAGAACAUUAGUUGCAAAGGCGACAUUCACCAAUCUGAACAAAACAGAAUGACAAGUUAGCAUGACUUGCAUUUUUCUUUCAAAGCAAAGAUGUGGCUAGCUCAGAAAGCUUCAUUUCCAGAGUAUCUUGACCAGGGAACUAGAGAAACUCAGAAAGAGAGUCCAUUGGGGUGGUAAAUUCUAAAGUUCCAAUGACCUUUUAUGCCUCUGAAAGUCUAGUGAUAUUAAUAUGUAAUUACUUUGAAACUUUAUUUGAUACUUGCAUGAUGCAUAACAAGCUCAAAAUGUUUGUGUAAUUUAUUUAAUUUAAUAUUGGUUUGGUUCUUCUUUUUUUGAUAAUAAACAAUAUGUGACAGAU